AUGAGCGAUCGAUACUUUUGCAUCAAUGGACAACGAUAUCGCAUGCGGGCUGGAUUUCUGUCCCGCCUCUCCAAACGAGCUAUAGCGAUUGACUCUUUUCAACAGAUGAUGUAUGUUUCUGGCGAAACAACCGAGCCGUCAGUAGAAACAACUGGUAUCAUUGAGGAUAUCGUCCGGCAGCAAGUGAUCGAACUGCUACGCAACUGCACUGAGCUCGCCGGCCGUCGUGGCUCAAAAUCCAUCAGCACAAACGACCUCAUCUUCCAAAUUCGUCACGACCAAGCCAAAGUGUCUCGCCUGCGCACAUUUCUCUCCUGGAAAGACGUCCGUAAAAACGUCAAGGAUUCUGACGACAAAGGCGCAGAUGCAGAUAUCGCUGCUGGCGACGAUGCCGUCGGCGGUGUCGUCCCCGGCGGCCCAGUAGACGAAGCGGCCAAGAAGAACAAAAAGGCCAAAGUCGGCCUCCCCUGGGAACCCGCGUCCUUCUACGCGGUCGAAGUUCCCGAGCGCGACGACGAAGAAGACGAGGAAGAGGAAGAGAUGAAUUACAUCACUCUCCAGCGUCUGCGCAAGGCCGACGAGCGCACCAAAGUCAUGACGCGAGAAGAGUACGUGACGUGGUCCGAAUAUCGUCAGGCGUCCUUUACCUGGCGCAAGGGCAAGCGUUUCCGCGAAUGGGCCGGCUUUGGCGUCGUCACCGACAGCAAGCCAUCAGACGAUAUUGUCGACAUCCUUGGCUUUCUCACCUUUGAAAUGGUCCAGACUCUGACCGAAGUUGCCCUCAAGGUCAAGGAGCAGGAGGAUAUGGCCCGCGCUCAGACCGGCGCCAUGGUUGAGGGCGGCACGAGCAAGAAGCGCAAACUCCAGCAGGGCCUCUUUGACCCCCCCAGCGAGGGCCGCACGCCCAUCGAGCCAAGACACGUCCAAGAAGCUUUUCGAAGAUUCCAGCAAAGGCCCAAGAAGACGCGUGCUAUGCUCAACAUUACAAGGCUAGCGCAACAUACGACUCUUAAUAUCAUUUAG
Molecule: messenger RNA, 1023 nt
Organism: Trichoderma gamsii
Lineage: Eukaryota; Fungi; Ascomycota; Sordariomycetes; Hypocreales; Hypocreaceae
Exons: 2
Coding region: 1-1023 (340 amino acids)
Biological process (GO): transcription by RNA polymerase II
Cellular component (GO): SAGA complex
Molecular function (GO): protein heterodimerization activity; transcription coregulator activity
Source: RefSeq, a predicted model, not a curated record